GGGUUGUCCCACUUGUUUCGAUGACUUGACGACGUUUUUCGGGUUGCCUCCGUCGCAAGCAUUAAUCGAUUCACGCCGACACCGCCACCCACUCGUUCGUCUUUCUCUGGAACGAACGGCAACCAUGUUUUUGCACGUGCCGCCCUACACGAACGCCCCCACGGCGCUCAUCUACACCUCCCGCGAUGGAGCCACCGCCCCAACGUACUGCGCGGCCGCCCCAUGCAGCCGCUUCGCGAAAGACAACGGCCUCUGCCUCUUCCACACCGCCGUGGUAGCCUGCAAAUAUUCAUACCCUGUGUCAACUCAACCGCAGACUUCGGUCUCGGCUGGUCCGCUUCGACACCAACCUAAUCUCAUGUUGUACCUCCCGUCGAGAGCGUCGAACGAAUCGGUGUGCAGCGGCCGGUCGUCCCCAGCAUCGGACGACGUUCGCCGCGUUGUCAACCGCAAGUUAUGCCGCGUCGAUCCAUGCACGAAGCGCGCCAAGUCGGGUGGCCUGUGCAUCGCCCACGGCGGCGGAAAGCGGUGCGACGUGGACGGGUGCGUCAAGAGUGCCAAGGAGCGCGGGUUCUGCAUCUCCCACGGAGGGGGCAAGCGCUGCCUCGGUGAAGGUUGCAACAAGUCGGCACUCCUUGGCGGGUACUGCGCUCACCACGGCGGUGGCCGGCGGUGUGGCGACGACAACUGCAACAAGUACGCUCUCUCUGGGGGCUAUUGUAUCGCCCACGGCGGCGGCAAGCGGUGCAAUUUUGUCUCAUGUCCAAAGAGCGCAGUGAGUGGCGGGUUCUGCGUCGCCCACGGCGGCGGUCAUCGAUGCGCGACGGCAGGGUGUAUGAAAGGGGCAGUCACAGGCGGCCUUUGCAUCAAACACGGCGGUGGCAAGAAGUGCCGGCUCACGUCUUGCCGAAAGAACGCCCGCACUAAGGGGUACUGUUUCACCCAUUUCAAAGCGAUGGAAGCCUUGGCAGGCAACGACUUUGGCGGAGUCGUCGAGGUGUAGCAGUCCUCGCGUAUGAAUAUCGUCCCUAUUUAUGAAGCAAGUGCGGCUCUUCGCGUUGUGCAGGACCGACACCGUCGAGCGGCUUCUCGCUU
This is a messenger RNA of Aphanomyces invadans, 1095 nucleotides long. RefSeq lists its product as hypothetical. The transcript has a single exon. Lineage: Eukaryota; Oomycota; Saprolegniomycetes; Saprolegniales; Verrucalvaceae. The record is from RefSeq and is a predicted model, not a curated record. The coding region runs from base 125 to 1003 and encodes 292 amino acids.